Momordica charantia (bitter melon) is the source of this 3611-nucleotide messenger RNA. The record is from RefSeq and is a predicted model, not a curated record. NCBI's taxonomy places the organism in Eukaryota, Viridiplantae, Streptophyta, Magnoliopsida, Cucurbitales, Cucurbitaceae.
AUGGAUCCAAGGGUUUUCGAGGCAGUGACAAAGAACAAGGAAAGGCGUUUCAAGAAGCUGGUGGGCAAGAAUGGGAGUGAAAUAGUGAAGCAGAGAUCAGAAGAGACGGGCGACACGGCGCUGCACCUGGCGGUGAGGCACGGCCGCAUGGAGUUUGUGAAGGAGAUCCUGAGGGUGUGGCCAGAAGCUGCGGYGGUGGAGAAUCUGAAGCAUGAGACCCCAUUCCACGAAGCUUGCAGGGAAGGAGCAGCCCAAAUCUUAGAGCUGCUUCUGGAGACGAAUCUAUGGGCGAGUUACCAUAAAMAUGAGAGCCCCUUGGUGCUGGCCUGCACCCUUGGUCACGUGGAUGUUGUCAAAAUCCUUUUGAAUCAGAGCGGGAUCAACCACUCCGACUUCGACCCUGUCGCUGCUUUUCUUGACGCUGCCUAUCAAGGACACCUGGGUAAUAAAUUUCCUAACUUUUCAACUUUUAAUUUUCUGUCUGUUGUAAUCUUACCAAGAUUUGUUGAAAACAACUCUCCAAAUUCAAGGCUCCAAAUUUUCUUACGAGGAACUGAUCAAAACUUUCCCAGACACGUGCUAAAGUAGAUUCAUAUAUGUUCUACUUUUUAAUUUUUGGAAAAAUUGUUGAAACUUUGGAAAACUGUGUUCUCCUCCCCUCCCUUCUCCGGCCUUCGCUUGAAUACCCGCGAGAGGUAAUGCCACUGGUCUAGAAUCCUAUGUUUCGACCUUGCUACAGACAUGUCAAAUAGAUUUUUUUAAAAAAGGGAGGAUGAACUCUCCAUCAAUAAAAAAAAUUAAGAGUCUGGCGGUUUCAAAUUUUAUUUAUGCUAAUUUUUUAUUUAAAAUAUUAAUCUAUGUUUGUUUAAACUGCAUCUGUGAAAAAUUAAAGGUAGUAUUGAAACUUCCUGGACUACAAGAACAAAUAACAAAAUUAAUUUAAGGAUUCUUUUUCUUUUUUUGUAAUGUUUUUAUUUAUUUUUCAAUGUUGAACUCCUAUCUUGUCAGCAUGCGAUGUUGUUUAAAUGUGGUUGAGUGCAGGCGUGGUUAACGAAAUAGUAAGGAAGUUCCCAGUGGUUAGAAAGGCGGACGGGGAUGGGUUACCUGGUCUGCACAGGGCUUGUUUAAGCGGCCAUUUGGACGUAGUAAGGUUUCUGUUGAGUCAUGGUGAUGGAAUGGCUCGCAAAUACACAAACUCUGGGUAUACGCCGUUGCACUUGGUUGCCAUCAACGGACACACCCACAUUCUUCAACUGUUUCUGCAGUAUAAUCGUUUCUUGUUUGUGGAUCGUACGCAACAGGGAGACCCAAUUCUUCAUCUCACCAUCCGGUAUAACCAGUUCAAUACUUUUCUCCUCUGCGCUUAACACUUCCAUGAAGAUGAAUCAUUCAUCCAUUAUGUCGACCGCCAUGGGAAUACUGUUUUACAUGUUGCAGCAGAGUAUGGACGAGUAAAGUUUGUAAAAUAUUUGAUCAAUAAAAUGAGAAUGCCGAUAAAUCGUCAGAACACGGAAGGGCUGACACCUCUAGACAUGCUCGACAACCUUGCUUCUACUAACAUUAAGAAGUUCCAAAUUCUUGAAGACAUGUUAAAAAACGCCGGCGGAAAGAGAAAAAUACAACUUACGAAUUCGACUAUUCCAACUAGCAACAAAGGGGAAUUGGUUCAGGAAUGGGUUCAAUCUUUGGAUCCAAAUUUGUUCGAGGAGGAUGGUUUGCAGAAGACUGACUUAAAUCAUGAUGAGAAGGAAGAAGAUAAGAUUGACCAUGAAACUUUGGGGAGCAAUAAUGUUAUCCAUGCUAAGAUGAAAAAAAUGAUCAAGAACAUAACAAAGACGGGUCUGUGGUUUCAAAUACCUUGGAGAGGCAGAAGCAUCUUAGCCAAAAGCGGCGGGAAGUGCUAAUCAGCAAAAUGGACAACUACCGUUUUCGGCUGGAAAAACAACACGAUAUGUAUAAGGAGGCAUUGCAAAAUGCAAGAAACACAGUUACUUUAGUUGCAGCUUUGAUUACUACAAUUACGUUUUCUGCAGGCAUAAGCCCCCCUGGUGGGAUUCACCAAGACGGCCCACUGAUUGGAAAAGCAGUAUUCGGCAAAACAAAAGACUACAAGAUAUUCGUAACAAGCAACAGCAUCGCAAUGGUAAGAUCUCUAUGUAUUAUGAUCAUUUUAGUGAGCAUCAUCCCUUUCAAAAAAAGACUAUUACUGCGACUUCUCAAGAUUACCCAUAAACUGUUGUGGGUGUCUCUAGCAUUCAUGGCGACGGCUUUCACAUCGGCCACAUGGCUCAUCUUGCCUCAAGAUUAUAGGACACAUUGGCUUCCGAAUGUGAUACUGGUGGUGGUGGGAGGGAUUAUCGGAGCACUAUACAUUUAUUUGGGAGUAGAGUUGGUAAAGCAUUGGAUUAGGAAGAUCAAAUUCAAAAGGGAGAGAGUCGGAAAGCCAAUUGUUCCGGUCGGCAGUAAUUAUGACCAUCAAUCCAUAGAUGAUCUAUCGUCUAGUAAAGCUGAGUUAGACAUAGAGCGACGUGAUGUCCUGUUGUUUUGCUCCAGCCAAAUAGCCAAUUAUGCCAGAGUAGAGAACCAAAAGCAUUGUUUCACAGAAUGUUGCUCUAAUUCAUAAGCGGGAGGGAGAGAUUUUCACUGAUGAAGAAGUAAAUUUGACCUGGAAGUGCAAGGGCGAGGUUGAAAAUCUUCAAGGAGGCGAGACCAGAUAGUCGCUGUGAAAAGACAGUAAAGCAGAAGAUGGUCCAAUGAUUCAGCAGCAAAUUUGCAGAGAAUGAACCAAUUCGGGCUGAUGUAUAAAGAUGGUAAACGAACCUGAAGCUUUUCUUAUGUAUUGAGAGCAAAAUGGAUGAUGCACCAGAUAUAAAAUUCACUUCUUUGGGAGAAGAGUUUUCCAAAGCCUAGAGAAGUGUCUGGGCGGAGAGUGGUGCAGCUGAGAGGUCGAAGGCUAGCUUUCAUUGAUUUUACCGAAAAGAGACCCUCGUUGGAUAGAGACCAGUGAGGGGCAUCAAAAGAGGGAGAAGGAAAAGCUAUCGAGAUAUUAGACCACAGUGUAAGUUCUCUGUCUAUCACGGGGCGUCCCGGACGAAUAUUCCAAGAGCCAGAAUCCCAAGCAUAAAAAACCGAUAAACUCUCGCUUGCCUAUAGAGCAUAUAAAUGGGGAAAAAACUGUCUCAGAGGAGCGUGUCCAGUCCAAGUUCAGUGCCAAAAGAGAGUGUCCCUGCCAUUUCCCACUCUCCACUAGAGUGCCCUAGAAAAAGAAUCCUUAAAUUUUAUGAUGUGAAACCAUGGGAUCUGGAGCUUCAAAAUUUGCAGCGGGAGGGGAAGGGUCGAAAGCCUCUGAGGAGUAUUUUACAGAUAUCAGAAGAGCUCAUAAAGUGUCUCUUUUCUAGGAGAAAAUCUUCGUAACCAUUUCGUGAGUAAGGCUGUAUUAGUACAUCCGACAUUGCCAAUCUCUAAAACCUCUAUGAUCUUUUGAAAGGGAGACGAUGUCCCAGCAAACUAGGUGUGAACUCCCUUUCCAAUAUCAAUGCCAUCCCAUAAGAUGUCUGUCAUCAUUUUUCGAUUUCGAUGGCUGUAUUUUUUACUUGUAUAUACUAAACUAU